GAGAAGAAGCAAAAUACACAACAAAAGAAAUCGACGAUGGAUUGGUUGAUCGGAUCCUACCGCGGAAGAAACCCUAACCCUUGGUGUUCUUCCCCUUUCACUGGCUUGUGGGACCCACGUGACGCUGGCGCUGACAAUGAUGACAUCACCUCUGCUCUCGCUCACGCCCACGUUGACUGGCGUGAGACCCCCACAGCUCAUAUCUUUCGCGCUGAUCUUCCUGGGGUGCGGAAAGAGGAUCUGAAGGUGCAAGUGGAGGAGGAUAAGAUUCUGCAGAUAAGCGGGGAGAGGGUGAAGGAGAAGGAGGACCGAAACGACAAGUGGCACCGCGUUGAGCGCCAGUGCGGCACCUUCCUGCGCCGCUUCCGGCUGCCGGAGGACGCCAACGCCGACCAGAUCGGCUGCACGUUGGAGAAUGGGGUGCUCACUAUCACCGUGCCCAAGUUGGAGACCGUGCCCGAGAACAAGAACGUGAGGCAGAUCGACGUGGCUUGAUCAUGCAUGCAUGCAUGCAUGCAUAUGUGGACUUGUAAUGUGUCAAUCAGUUUUAUGUUUUUUGUGUGUAUGUUACUGUAUACGUGUCUGCGUCGUUAAUUUCAUGGAGGAAACAACGACGCUUGUGUAAUAAUAUAUAUACAAGUAAAUAAUAAUAAUAAUGGGUUGGAUCUUCUGUACUACUA
This is a messenger RNA of Cajanus cajan (pigeon pea), 680 nucleotides long. RefSeq names its product 16.9 kDa class I heat shock protein 3. The record is from RefSeq and is a predicted model, not a curated record. NCBI's taxonomy places the organism in Eukaryota, Viridiplantae, Streptophyta, Magnoliopsida, Fabales, Fabaceae.